UUCUCACUAAUGUCUGUGUUCAUUCUGGGCGUGGCUGCGGCUGCCGCCAUUGAGCUGAGUCCCAUUUACCAUGCGCCACAGGCACAUCUGGUGAAGCCACUGCUGAAGACCAUCGAGGUGGAGGCACCAGCCCAUUAUGAUUUCAGCUACUCCGUGCGCGAUGACCACACCGGCGACAUUAAGAGCCAGACGGAGACACGCAAGGGCGACCAGGUCCAGGGACAGUAUUCGCUGAUUGAUGCCGAUGGCUAUCAGCGCAUCGUGGAUUACACAUCCGAUGCCCAUAACGGUUUCAAUGCCGUCGUCCGCCGUGAGCCCCUUGGCCACAAGGUGAUCAAGGCUGCCCCACUGCCAUUGGCAUAUGCGGCACCCAAACUUCUCGCAGCUCCCAAACUCUCAUUGGGCCUGUACCACUAG
Drosophila grimshawi is the source of this 417-nucleotide messenger RNA. RefSeq names its product larval cuticle protein A2B (gene Cpr30F). Gene Ontology annotation, cellular component: extracellular matrix. The transcript has 2 exons. NCBI's taxonomy places the organism in Eukaryota, Metazoa, Arthropoda, Insecta, Diptera, Drosophilidae. The record is from RefSeq and is a predicted model, not a curated record. Bases 10 to 417 code for a protein of 135 amino acids.